UCAACUGAAGCAUUGAAAGUUGGAUAAGACAUUUUAUUCAAAAGUGGCCAACUGACCCUGGGUCAUCGAAUUGAAACCAUUGCAGGUGAAUUGUUGGGCACUGUAGAUACGUAUUUCAAUGAUAUUCGACGUCAUUCAUGGCUUUUCCUUUUGACAGAAAUGUUGAUGACGACAUGGCCUUUCUUCAUGCUUGGAAUGUUGAUGACGAAACUGUGUAGGGCAUCUGGGGUGACUGAUGUGAGAAAAGUAUAAAUCUCUUGCAUCAAAUGUUCAUGAUAUCAUUCUCUGGUGAGAAACAGACCUAGUAGUCUUGUUUAAGCAAUCCCUCUUUCACGGAUCUAACGACACUUUGCGGAUUAAUUCAUUACUUGCAAUGGUUGCCAAUUCUCCAACUGGUUCUUGUGGGACGGACAUCGCGGAUGAAAUUCGGUUUCUAAAGUUCUGCUCGGAGGUUUCCACAUCCGCUUACGAGGGGACGUUACGACCCGGGAAUGCGAUCGAGAAGCUUGGGAUGGAGGGGAAGAAAGGACAGACAAUUCACCAUGACUACGACAUCCCCGGAUGUGGAGGCUACAAGAUGCUCAGAUGUAUGCAUGCCCACCACGACUGUGUCAAACAGUACAGAAAGUUUUACGCUGACUUUCUUAAAUGUGAUACCAUGGCCGACGAGGCGAAGCAGUUCGUGGCGGACACUCUGAAGAAGCAUGAGAAACAAGUAGUGCAGGCUCUCUUGAAGAAACAUGCUAAGGAGUUGAUGGACCGUCACAGAUUAUGGAAGAAUGCCCUAGAUGAUCUCAACCAACAGGCCAGCAAGGUUGCACCAAUUAAGAAGCGGUUAGUUAGCAUCAUCCAACCCUUGCCGGUGGAGGCGUUGUGUGACUUUGAGGAAGAUGAGAUCUACGGUUUUGUUAAAGCACUGAAAGCCGAAGACGAAAAGUCUAGUUAUAUGGUUAGUGGAAGUACGCCAAAGAUUUCCAUCGAUGCCGGCGAGAAGUUCAUCGUGCUUGAUAACUCAAACAGACUGCUGUGGCGGGUCAGGAAGCGGAAUGGCGAAGAGGGAGAGGUCCCCGCGUUAUUCCUCGCACUUCCUCCACCAGAUGCCACCCUGACAAAGAAAGUGGCCAGAAUGGAGGAGGAAUUUGCCAACAGCGUUGUCAAGACUACAAACUUCCUGAAGAAAUCUGACAAAAAUAACUCGCUUGAGACGAUGCAGAUACUGCGACUGACGAAUAAUCAGCUUGACGAACUACAAAACCACAAGAUAAAUGGCACAAUGUUUAUACACCCUAUCAGAGAGAUGGAAGAAAUGUUAUCAGACUUAACAACGAUCCCCAAAACCACCAACCACAGCAGUAUCAAAAGCAUGUACAGUAUUAGCACCCUCAGUUUGGCCAGCAGCAGCAGCAUGGGAAGGAAGUCGAAAAAGAUAUUUGAAAUUAAAACAAGAUUGGUGGACAAUCAAGUGGAGGAACAAAUCGAAUGUUACGCACCGGAAAUAUCAGAAUACGAAGGUCACGAGGUCAAAAUGUUUAUCAUCUCGGCCGUCACGGACCCGCGAGAUUUCAAGGACAUUUCGAUUGACAAGGCGACCAAGGCUGGCAUUGUUGAUAUGACUGCCGGUACGUAUAUAAACCCGGACACAAAUGACACCAUGACGAUACAAGAAGCAAUGGCGGAGGGUUUGAUUAAAGUGGAGAGGUCAGUGACCCGGAAGCAGCAGGAGAAGGAGUAUAAAAAGCGGGCCAGGAGUUACGAAACUCUUUUAAAUUAGCGCAUGUGCGGUAAAAAACUGUUGAGUGCAUAUUAUGACUGACAUUUAAAAUGAUUAUUGACGUUUAUUUUCAUUACUAGAGGUCGAUUAAGUUUGGGAUAUGAAUCUCUGAGAUAUUUGGGAGACCUUACAAUAUUUUGCACUUGAAAGAGACUUUGUGCAGUUUAAAAAAAACAAAAAAAGGAUGACGUACUAAGUUAGUAUUUAUCGUUUAUCGGACCGGAGGAGAUAUUUUGUGGCAAAAAUGCAGAAUCCUUUUUUGUAUUUCAUCUGACUAUAGCUUGUUAUUGACAAUAAUUCAUGCAUAUAUGUACAUAGCUGAAUCAUCAUGAUGUAAAUGAAGCUAUAUUUAAAUAUGUCAAUCUUCAAAAACAAUACUGUUUUGGUAAAAGAGUACUCUUCGUGCAACGCUAUCAAUUCUGAUUUGGUAACUCAGUUUCUUUUGUCUUCUCUUACUACACGUAACUGCUUAUUCCGACUUUGGGAUCGGCUGCUUGUUCAAUUCCAUGACAGUUUGUUACAAAUUAUGUAAUAUCUUGUACAAUGCUACUAUUCGUAAUAAGAAAUGAUCGACAGUCAUUGUUUGAAAGUACAUGUAUAAAUACGCGGAAUAUAGCUUUUAAAUUUAGCAGCAUUAUUUGAAAUUACUCGUAAAAUUCAUUGAAAUAAAGAUUCAAAAGCCUU
Lineus longissimus is the source of this 2455-nucleotide messenger RNA. RefSeq lists its product as uncharacterized. Gene Ontology annotation, molecular function: protein binding; structural molecule activity. NCBI's taxonomy places the organism in Eukaryota, Metazoa, Nemertea, Pilidiophora, Heteronemertea, Lineidae. Gene Ontology annotation, biological process: wound healing; intermediate filament cytoskeleton organization. The record is from RefSeq and is a predicted model, not a curated record. The transcript has 14 exons. Gene Ontology annotation, cellular component: intermediate filament; cytoplasm; membrane. The coding region runs from base 374 to 1771 and encodes 465 amino acids.